UAGUCUAAAAUGGGGUCAAUAACUACUUGGAUUCUAGCCAUGUUCCUAUUGUUGGAAGCUCAAUUUUGCCACGGCCGCAUGCUUCCUUCAAGUCUAGAUUUUGUGGGAAGCAAUUUCCUUCUCCAAGGCUCACCGUUUCUCUUCAAUGGCUUCAAUUCCUAUUGGAUGAUGAACGUAGCCUCCGACCCCGGCCGCCGCCACAAGGUCUCCGAAGUCUUCCGGGAAGCCUCCGCCACCGGGCUCACCGUGUGCCGGACUUGGGCUUUUGGAGACGGAGGCGAUCGCGCUCUCCAAAUAUCGCCAGGUGUUUACGACGAACGUGUCUUUCAGGGAUUGGAUUUUGUGAUUUAUGAAGCGAGAAAGUAUGGAAUUCGCCUCAUUUUGAGUUUGGUGAAUAAUUUCAAUGAUUUUGGAGGUAAAGCGCAGUAUGUUAAAUGGGCUAGAAAUGCAGGAGCACAAGUUAGUGAUGAUGAUGAUUUCUUCACAAAUCCACUCAUCAAAGAUUACUACAAGAACCAUGUUAAGAGAGUGGUGACAAGAUUGAACACGAUUACUAGAGUUGCUUACAAGGACGAGCCAACCAUCAUGGCGUGGGAACUCAUCAACGAGCCACGCUGCCAAACCGACUACUCUGGAAAAACACUCAACGGAUGGGUUCAAGAAAUGGCAACUUUUGUGAAAUCCAUUGACAAUAACCAUUUGUUGGAAAUAGGAAUGGAGGGUUUCUAUGGAGCUAGCAUUCCACAAAGAGAACAACUAAAUCCUGGCUUCCAAGUUGGGACUGAUUUCAUUACAAGCAAUCUUGUUAAAGAGAUCGACUUCGCCACCAUCCAUGCUUAUCCAGAUACCUGGCUACCUGGGAAAAGUGAGGAUGAAAAAAUGGAAUUCAUGGAUAGAUGGAUUAGGAAUCACUAUGAGGAUGCAAGAAACAUAUUGAAGAAGCCAUUAGUGAUUGCUGAAUUUGGAAAGUGGAACAAAGCUGGUGUGGAGGAAAGAGACAUGUACAUGAGGAAUGUGUAUAGAGAUAUAUAUAGAUAUGCAAGAAGUGGAGGUAUAAUGAGUGGAAGCAUGGUAUGGCAUGUGAUGGCAGAAGGGAUGGAUGAGUAUCAUGAUGGGUAUGAGAUCAUCUUAUCGGAGAGCCCAUCAACGGCUGGGAUCAUGUCUAGGCAGUCUCAUGCCAUGAAAGCAUUGAUGUCUCGCAAUGGAGUCAUCAUGCCCCAUGAUGAUGAUGAUGGUGGUCAUCAUGCGAAGAAAUCAACUCUAUGGAAAAUUUUGCGAUGGAUGAUGAUUCCUAAUUUUUUCACAUGAUUCUUUGUAUUCAUUUCUCAUUUAUUGUAUAGUUACCAACGUAAUGGAAUUGUAUUUUUUUUUUUU
Salvia hispanica is the source of this 1374-nucleotide messenger RNA. RefSeq names its product mannan endo-1,4-beta-mannosidase 1-like. Gene Ontology annotation, molecular function: mannan endo-1,4-beta-mannosidase activity. Gene Ontology annotation, biological process: polysaccharide catabolic process. Lineage: Eukaryota; Viridiplantae; Streptophyta; Magnoliopsida; Lamiales; Lamiaceae. The record is from RefSeq and is a predicted model, not a curated record.